Molecule: messenger RNA, 636 nt
Organism: Rotaria sp. Silwood1
Lineage: Eukaryota; Metazoa; Rotifera; Eurotatoria; Philodinida; Philodinidae
Source: the annotation of a GenBank genome assembly
AUGGACUUCAUUCAACAUCCAUCAUACUUUGAACAAAUGCAUGAUAUUGCGUUGAUCUUAUGGAAAUUAACAAUGGAAAAUAUGAAUAAACUUUUGAAACGACUUGGACUACAAUGCAUUUCUUUUGAACGUUUACAAACAUCUGGACGUAUUAAUUUGAUUUUUAAUUUAAAAGCUCACACGAAAACUUCUUCAUAUAUUGAAUUCAUACUAAAAGUAUCAAAUCCUCAUUGUUAUUGGAAAGAACAUCGUAUUAAAAAUGAAGUUAAUACAAUGCAAUAUUUACUUGAACCUACGACAAUUCCUUUACCGAAAAUAUUCGAUUAUUCUGUUGAUUUUAAAACAAGUAUUUUAUCAUGUGAAUAUAUAUUAAUGGAAAAAAUUCAUGGAAAUACUUUAGAAUCUAUUAUUGAAAAAGUGUCUGAUCAAAUUUUGGUUAAAACAGCUAUUGAAAUGACUGAUUAUGUUAAACAUAGAGAAAUGUUUCUUGGUGGAUCUAUUGAAGAUGGUCCUACACUAGGACCAUUUCUUACUUUAAAAGAGUAUAUAAUUGAACAUUUACGAUGGGUAAUACGACGAAUUCAAACAGAUGAACAAUUAUUUGAAAUUGGAGAACACUUAAUACUAUCAUUAUGA